This is a messenger RNA of Tuber aestivum (summer truffle), 1504 nucleotides long. The record is from the annotation of a GenBank genome assembly. NCBI's taxonomy places the organism in Eukaryota, Fungi, Ascomycota, Pezizomycetes, Pezizales, Tuberaceae.
GAAUUCAUCAUGAGCUUUCAGAACCUACCGAACGAAUUAAUUCUGGAAAUAGCCCACGGGCUAUCUCCACCGGACACAAAGGCCCUCCUAAGGGCAAACCGUCAUAUGUCCGUCUUACUCCCUCCGGUCCUACUCGAAAACUCAAUCUGUUCACCAAAACACGCCCAAGAGGCUCUAUUCUCUGUCGCAGCCCGUGGGGACAAGGAAACUGUCCGAAAGCUCUUGGCCAAAGGUAUACUCAAAUCAAUCCGCGGCCAUAAGCCCCUUCUUAGCAGGGCAGUGUAUAGCCAGAGUGAAGCUUGCGUCCGCACGCUGAUAGCCUGCGGAGUGGAUCUCGAUCCCAACGAUCUCGAUGGGCUCACCCCAUUCGCAGAUGCCGUCGUGUCCGCCCGCUUGGAUAUCAUCAAGAUCUUUCUCGAUAUCCCCGAGGUUGACGUUAACUCGCGGUGCCACUAUUCCUUGACCCCACUGCAUAUCACACUCUGCACGGAUAAGGACAGCGCUCAUGCCGAGGUUUUACGAGUUUUAUUGGCCGACGAAAGGGUCAAGGUCGAUUUGGUCGACGAAUCUUCUUGGACCCCCCUCUCCCGAGCCGCUCAUUCCGGAAAAGCUUGGGCAGUGCGAAUUCUCCUGGAGGACGGGAGAGCCGAUGUCGAACAUGUCGAUAGGCUAGGCAGGACGCCUUUACAUCUUGCGGCAAAACGGGGACACGACGAUAUUGUAAGGGUGUUGUUAGAAUCCGGAGGCGCUGGUGUUAAUACCGUGGACGAUCAUGGAGAGACGCCGCUCUUCACCGCGGCGAGCAGAGGUUAUUUAUGCGCUGUGAGGGAACUCUUGGCCGACCCGCGAAUCGAUGUCAACACCUCCGACUCGGACGACUGGUCCCCGCUUUUCGUCGCAUGCCUAAAGGGCCACGUACCUAUCGUUAAAGUCCUCUUGGGAGAUUCGAGAACUCUAGUGAACUACACGGAUGGCUAUGGGUUCACACCCCUGCAAGCCGCCUCACAGAAGGGCUAUUUGAAUGUCGUGCGAGAACUGGUCCGGGAUCCGAGAGUCAGGGCUAAUCACCAGAACCUGGAAGGCCUCACAGCCCUGCAUAUGGCAGCGAGAGCUGGUUAUGAAGAGGUGGUGAACGCGCUAUUAGGAAUGAAGGAGACAGACGUCGAUUUAAAGCCACCGCAGGGCAAGUCCGUGAGGAUGUCGGUGCGCACAUACCCCGAGAAAGUGCAGCAUAUUCUGCAAAAAUAUCUUGCGGGGGUGCAGGUUGGGGUGAAGGUUGGCUGAGGGUCAAAUGGCGUGGGGGGGGGGGGGGGGAGGUGGUGGUUCUCGGCCUACUGGAGUUGGAAAUGGGGUAGAGUGAGAAGGAGUGAUAAAAGAGGAGUAGCUGGCUGGCAGUGCGGGUGGCCUCCACGAUAUUUGGUUGUUUUUGGAAGUCAAUUCUUUUGUACUGUACUCGGUGGGUAAUAGAGGCGCGCGGGGUGGUACGGGUAAUCUAUGAAACUCC